AUGUCAAACACUUCUAUUCUCUUCUUCCCUGGCUCAUAUUGUCUGACGAGCCUCUACCAACCACUCCUCGAUGCGGUCACUGAAGCGGGGUAUGAGAUCAAGGCCAUUCAUCCACCGACAGUAGGGCCGAGAAGUCGACAAGGUUAUGCACAUAAAGCACCUUCCAUGUACGACGACGCUUCGGUCCUUGCACGGGAGGUUGAACAGUUGGCUGAUGAGGGCAAGGAUGUGAUAAUCGUCGGCCACUCUUAUGGUGGAGUCCCAAUGACCCAAGCGUCAAAAGGCCUGGGCAAAGAGGAGAGGAAGGCACAGGGCAAGCCUGGAGGCAUCGUACGGCUUGGCUAUAUGACCGCCAUCGUCCCAGAACAUGGGCAGUCAGCUCGUGGAGCCAUAAGCGUAGUCCCAGCCGAGGGACAUCCUCGCAUAGAGGUCGAUGAACAUGGCUGGAUGCUGAUGGCCGAUCCUGCGGGGACUGCGAGCCUCAUCCUUCAGCAUCUGCCGCCUGACGAGGGGACAGCUAUAGUCAGUGAUUUUGCAAAGCACUCCGCCCAAAGCUUCCUAGACCCGGUGACAUACACAGGGUACAAGGACAUUCCUGUCUCGUACUUGCUCUGCGAGGAAGAUCUGGUCGGACCUCCCGAUCUGCAGAGAUCGUGGAUUGAAAUGAUCGAACGAGAAAGUGGCCGAAAAGUUCAUGUCACAGCUGUGCAAACAGGCCACAUGGUCAACGUGACGGCCGAAAAGGAGGCCGUUGACUGGGUCCUUCAAUUGGCAAAGAUGGCUGAUGCGUAG
This is a messenger RNA of Exophiala spinifera, 792 nucleotides long. RefSeq lists its product as uncharacterized. The record is from RefSeq and is a predicted model, not a curated record. Lineage: Eukaryota; Fungi; Ascomycota; Eurotiomycetes; Chaetothyriales; Herpotrichiellaceae. The transcript is spliced from 2 exons. The coding region runs from base 1 to 792 and encodes 263 amino acids.